Molecule: messenger RNA, 924 nt
Organism: Frankliniella occidentalis (western flower thrips)
Lineage: Eukaryota; Metazoa; Arthropoda; Insecta; Thysanoptera; Thripidae
Source: RefSeq, a predicted model, not a curated record
GGUCGGACUGCUCCGACACUGAGCCAUGCACCGGCGACCAGGAGUGUUCGCUCGGCUACUGCCGCUGUCCGCAGGGCUUCGUCAAGAGCAGCAGGGAGUGUCUUCCAGAGGCGUCGUUUAACGAGACAUGCGAGGUCGACGACCAGUGCACAGACUUCCGCCUCAAGUGCGUCGACUGGCGCUGCGCGUGUGUCAAGUACUAUCACUGGGAUGAGUACUCCCGGCAGUGCCUCACUUACAAGGACCUCAAGUACAUGCUCAACGACAUGAAUGAGAAGUACCACACUUUUGGUGAACUAGACGCGGAGACGAGCUUGGUGUUCACGCUCAUGAUGUGGACGGGGCUGGCAGUCAUGGUCAUCGGGCUCGUCCUCGCAUCCGGGUGCAUCUUCUACGGUUGCUGCUACGGGCGGCUGUGCUGCUGUCCCAGCAACAAACUUUCAAACACAAGACUGAUCUCAGGACCAACAUAUCGAGGACAAGAGAUGAUUGCUCCCAAUACCUCAAGACCAACUCAAAUAACAAACUCAGGUCGGACUGAAAGACAAGCGGCUCAGGGAACAGGAGUGGAUUACAUCCCAGCAUUGUAUGAAACCACAUCCUUUGAUGUUAUAUAAUUUUUUAAGUAAGAUUGAAGGCCUUAGGAAUUGUUUAAAUUAUCCAGUUACCUUCAAGCUUAAUGAUGCUUAUUUUUGUAAUGGCGCUCCCUGCUUCUGUUUGAAGAUAAUUUUUUUCCACAAAUUUUACACAAAUAUACAUGUUUUUGGUGGACUGAUUUUAUAUGGACAGCUAAUGUUUGCUUCGUGGUGAAGAAUUUAUUACAAACCUGAGCAAACAGCAAUGUGAUAUGUUAAAUUUCUAAAUUUAAGUUAAUUUGAUAUAAAAUUAUGAAUACAAAGCAAAUCAGAAAUGUUGACAACCAAA